This is a messenger RNA of Schistocerca cancellata (South American locust), 2673 nucleotides long. Its product is annotated as neurogenic locus notch homolog protein 3-like. NCBI's taxonomy places the organism in Eukaryota, Metazoa, Arthropoda, Insecta, Orthoptera, Acrididae. The coding region runs from base 1 to 1275 and encodes 424 amino acids. The transcript has 11 exons. The record is from RefSeq and is a predicted model, not a curated record.
AUGGCCCUACUGGCGAUAACGAUGCUUCUGGCUCUGGAGAGCUCCCCUCCCACCGGCUGGCUUAGCAGCCCUCUCUGGAGCGCUGAUCUCUUCCUGACCUAUUUCCAGUUCAUUAACUGCCCGCAGCAAGUGAAUCGCAGCAUAUCAGCUAGACCACAUUUUGAGGAUUCAUGUACUGGGGGCGCGAUCAAUGCGUCUGUAACGCCACCGGAGCAGGCACCGCUUCGCAGGUACCCGCCCGAGAAGCGCAGUGGAUCAGGUGCGCGGCCGUGCGUGAGGUGCCCGGGCAGCCGUGCAGUCGUGGCCAGCCGCGGGAAGCGGAGGGUGCUCGUCGAGCAACCAGAACUGUCGCCCUGCCCCAACAGCCCAGUGUUCCCACUGACAGAGCUCAUGCUGGACUGGGUUCAUGGACCAAAGCCUGGAACUCUGGCUGAAGAGGGUGAUCACACCGUAGUUGUACGCAUGUUGUAUCGUCGAAGGGUGCUGCAGAAAUGCCGUUACCGCUACAGUGUUGUAGUUAGAAGAUGUCCUGUGCUAUCUCUGCCCAGCACCUUGAUAGCAAACUGCUCAAUGGAUAAUGUCUGGGGAAGCACAUGUGACUUGAGGUGUCCUCAUGGCUACUUUUUGAAGGGGCAUUCAAGAAUCGAAUGUGGUGAUUCACUAAUGUGGUCACAUCCAAUUCCUCACUGUGAAGAGAUGUCAGCAUGUCCAAUGCCUAUGAGCCCUGAGCAUGGUCGUCUCAGCUGUAAGACUCUUGGAAGCAGCCCACCUGGCACACUACCUGAACAUAGUGUUUGUCGUUACGAAUGUGAUGACCAUUAUACUAUACCAGAUGCACAGCACAGCUUGAUGGUUAUUGAAUGCAAAGGAGGGGAAUGGAACAGCACAGCUGAUCCAAGUUGCCUUGAGAUGGCUGAGAAGAGGCACAGCCCACAAGUUCCUGCAAAAAUACGAAGACAUCGUAGAAAUCGCCGCAGGCAUCGAGCACAUAGAAGCAGAAUUCCAUUUCCAAGAGCAACUGCACAGGGGUUGACUGCUGAUCCGUGCAGGCCCAACCCCUGUCAGGGAGGGGGCACUUGCUUACAGGGUCCUCCUUACGCACCAGUUAUCUGCCUGUGCCCACCUCACAGACAAGGAGAUCUAUGUGAAAGGGCACAAUGUCAUAAUGAUACAUGCCAGAAUGGAGGAAAAUGUAUGGUUAUUGCCAAUGAAACUGCUUGCUACUGUCCUCCUGGGUAUUCUGGAUCCCAGUGCCAGUUAAAGGAUGCCAGGUAGCUGAUAUGAUGUAUUAACAAGUCUCGCCUGAAGUACAACCAUUGGCAUAAGGAAACGUAUCAACUGUCUCCUACAGUAUCAUCUACAGAACCAGUAGUGUUAUCAAAGUAAAGAAAAUAUUGUGAGAGUGGAAAUAAAAGAUUCUGAAGUCUGUAGGAGCCAGGAACUCACCAAUCUAGUCUACUUAUAUAUAAGAAUUUUAGCCUUAAGAAGAAAUCAGAUUUUAGAAUAAAUGUUAAACAGUGAGAUCCUCAUGAAACCUAACACCUUCUGAAUAUGUAGAGGGAAGCUUUUAGUACUUAGAGCACCACAAAUAAUUACACAAAUACAGCUGAUUUUCUUGUCCAGUACAUAAUAAACCUAUUUGUGAACUAGGAUAUAAAUAGCGCAAGCAUUCUUUCUGUGAUUUAGCUUUGAAUUACAUACAUUUUAAUAAUUCCAUAUAAUAUAAGUUAUUUUUAUUGUUUCUCGUUAGUAGAGAAGAAAAUACAGCUGCACUGUUAUCAUGCAGUCUCUUCAGAAACAGUAGUUUUAAUGAGUAUUCCAUUUAAUACUCAUCAUUUACGUAUUAUAAAUCCUCCAAAACAAUAAUUUGAAAUCAAACUCAAGGCAAAGCAUCUUUUUACCACUCAUUGAUACUGAAACAAUUUCAAUAGGGCUGAUUAAAACAUGGCACAUUAAGAGACAAUAAAUCUUGAUCUCAGUGAAGCAGUGGCCUCUUUAGCAAUAAAUAAAUAGAAGGCAAAGGGAAGAAAAACAUUUUUUUGUAAGUAGUUUCAGAUAACUAAAGGUAGAUGUGCCAAACAGAAACUAAGGUUUAAAAAAAGACAGGUUUGAUGACUCAUUAGAAUCAGGAAUUAUCAUUUGUCAGUCCUUCUAGUUUCAAUAAUUAGUAGAUGCUUUUUGCUGUUUUAUUUAUUUGGUAUCCUUCUAGGGGGGACACAGCAGUAUUUUCUUCCUAUUCUCUUUAGAAUGUCUUUUAUGAAUGCCAUAUUAUAACAUUGUAUUAAAACACAGCAAAAUGUGUUCAGCAGUAGAAAAAUGUGUUCAGCAGUUCCAAGAUGCUCUUGAAUGGUGCUGUGGACCUGCCUACACUAAGUAUGUUUAGUUUCCUAAUUCUGCAUUUUAUACCCAGCAUUAUUUUGUUGCCUCUUGGUAACUGUGAUAAGGAUAGAAAAUCUAUCAAAUAAUUUUGUAAAAAUAUGGACUCAUAUCUUUCAUGUGACAAAUAAAAUGUGUACCUUAAACUCCUCUGUAUAAAACUAUUCAAAUUUUAAUAACAUUUACCUAAUCUUCUUAAUUUUAAUUGUGUAUUAACAUGAUAGUUGAUAUUAUUAAAAUGUAUAUGUUUCCUCUAAAUGAGGAAAAAUAAUGUAAUAAAACUAUAUUUCAAAAUAA